This is a messenger RNA of Plutella xylostella (diamondback moth), 3664 nucleotides long. RefSeq names its product leucine-rich PPR motif-containing protein, mitochondrial. Gene Ontology annotation, cellular component: nucleus; mitochondrion. Gene Ontology annotation, molecular function: mRNA 3'-UTR binding; protein binding. The record is from RefSeq and is a predicted model, not a curated record. NCBI's taxonomy places the organism in Eukaryota, Metazoa, Arthropoda, Insecta, Lepidoptera, Plutellidae. Gene Ontology annotation, biological process: regulation of mitochondrial translation.
AAUAAUGACAGACGAUAAAGAGAAGAGUCAAAAGUCAAAGACAGAAACAUUGAAAAUUUCAGUUUUCCUACUUUUUUAUUUUAUCUAAUGAAUAACUAAAUUAUUUCUAAGAUGUUAUCCAGAAAUUUUCUAAAACUGCGUAGGUUGUCUAGAUUACCGUUUGACUCAAGGGUCUACUCACAUAUUUCUGAUAAAAUGUCUUUGAAAUAUGAUAGAGUUUCCGUUUACAGAUCCGUAGCAACAUCUGCCUAUUCAUGCUCUUAUCAGAAGCAGGACUCCCGGAACCCUGGGUAUAUCCGGAGACCAGCAGUUAAUACAAUAAGCCGUGACUUCCAGCCAAAGCUUUCUAAUGAAGAACUGCUAGAGAAACACAUGACCAGUUUAAGUACAGAUCUUCACCUAAAAAACCGAGUAUACAUGAAUGACCUCACAAGGGUGUUGAAUAAAAUAAAGGAAACAAAUUUUUCUACUAAAAAACAAGGUUUGUUUUUAAUCCGGUGCUGCACGCACCUUCUUCCUGAAGAAUCGGCCGCCAGCAGAAUGGAGCUGGUCGAGGAAAUAUGGAAUAUAUUGAGAUCUCACACCAAGUUUGACAUUGACCAUUAUAAUGAGCUGUUGCGGGUGUAUAUUGCAAACAACCGAACCCUGAAUGCCGCCUCCUUUAUUACGAAAAUGUCUCCUGUGAAACCAAACAGCAAGACCUAUGAAUUAUUGCUCAGGGCUCUGGGAGAGGCAGGGGAUAUAAACCAGGCAACUGAGGUUAUAUCAAACAUGAAAGCUCAGGGGCUGCCGGCUACUGAAAGCAUUUUCAACUCCCUCAUUGUGUGCCAAGGAAAAGCUGGAAACCUCCAAAACAUAUCUGAAGUAUUAAUAAUGAUGAAAUCUUUGAAGAUUGAUCAAACCAUAGACACUUGUACAGCUAUAGCCCGCGCGUACGCUUGGAACAGAAAAGACAAGCAAAUGCUUGAGGAAAUGAAUAAAACCACUGCUCUGGGAUUGAGUUUUGAUGAGAAACACAUUAUGGAGAUUGUGAAAACACUAGCAUUUUUGUCUCACUAUGAUCCUAUACCUAAGGUGCUGCAAUUCCUGCCAGAAUCUACACUGAAGUGUCCAUCAAUAUCUUCGUACAUGCAGAGUGUGUGCACCUUGCUAGUGUUCCAGAAUCAUCCACUACCUGCGUUGGAGAUCUAUAAAUGUUUACCCCUGCCUUCAUUUGGGCCUAGAGACGAUACGGGCUUGCAUGGCCGGAGCUUAGUGAGGGAUUGUGUGAAAGCUUCGCUGUCAACAAGCGUAAUCACCCUAAUAACUCAAGAGCUGAUGUCAUCGGGGCGCAACAUCAUAGCUCUGCAGUGCGCUUGCGAGGCCGCACUACAAUACGGCAAGGUGCCCAUGGCUCUGGACCUCUUCAUCAGGAUGAGACAGAUGGGCAUGCCGAUCAGACCGCACUACUUUUGGCCUAUACUGCUGCAUAGCUCGGCUAGCUAUGGGGAGAAAGGAAUAAUGAACACACUAAAGAAAAUGGUCGAAAUGGAGGUCCCAGCAGACUUCGAGACGCUCACAGACUACGUCUUACCCUACGUGUCUCUGAGCUCCCCGCAGAGCCUCAUGCGCAAGCUGCGGGAGUGCGGGCUCGGCGCCGCGGCCGCGCUCGCGCCCGUCGCGCACACGCUGCUGAACCAGGGACAGCUGACACACGCCAUGGAGAUAGUUGAACUAUACCAAGGCAAACUUGACGGCGAAAAGCUAAUGAAGCCGCUCCUCAAAGCCUACUUCACAACGCUAGACACAACCUCCACUGCCUACCUUCUAGAAGACAUAACCAAGAAGGCGACAGAGAAGGACAAAGACUGGGUUGGGAGGUUCCUCUGCGAACACAUACAGCACAAGAAAAUGGCGGCAGACGUCAGCGAUUUUGUUAAGAUGCUUAAGGAAAUCAAAAAGAGAAACCUCAAGAUAUCAACGUCAGCCGCUGACUUCUGCCUCACGCGUCUCCCCCCCGACCUGCCAGCCAACACUGUGGACGUCAUCAAGAGCACCCUCGUAGAAUGCACUGAUGAGAGGAUCGUGGAUGAACUGGAUACUGUGUCUGUGCAGAUGCCUCACCCAAAACACAUGAACGAAGAGUCCCUCCGAGCCCACCUCAACGAGCUCGAAGCGAAGGGCAUGAACACACGGGGGGUGCUGCGCAAGCUGCUACAGAGAUACUGCCAGGAGGGCAACCUCAAUGCAGCCAGGGAGAUUAGGGAGAAGUGCGAGAGGGAGGGGAUUUUCCUGUCAGCCGGUAUGAAAGCGUCAAUAUUCGACCUGCACGUGAAGCUAGGCGAGCUAGAGUUGGCCGAAAUGAGUCUCGCCGAGCUGAACAAGUCUUCGCCUAACUUCAGUCUGGAUGAGUACAAAGUGAUCGACUUUGCCACCCUAAUGGUGUAUCGCGGCAAGAUACAGAAGGCUAUGGAUUUGAUUAAUGACCAGAGUAAGAAACGCCGUAUAAUAGGCGGUCGCAGCAUAGAGCUAAACUGCUGGCGGCUGCUCGACGCGACCGCGGCGCACGGCAACGAGAGAGAGACACGGAACAUGUUCAACACACUCGUCAAUUACGGGUACUGCAAGCCAAGUAAUACGAUAUUGGGGCCUUUGAUCCGGGUGCAUUUGAAAAAUGACAAAAUCCAAGAAGCUCUAAAAGAAUUCACCGAAAUCGCAACAAAGUAUAAGAAAACACCCCUAAAACACGAACUGUUGGUGAGGAUCCUGACCCUUAUGAGCGAUGGUCAUACGGAGGAGAAUUUCCUGAUCAAUGAGAAAGCAAAUAGCAAACUGAAUAAGCAUUUGCAGGCCUCACUGAACAUGAUUAAGAAAGUGCAUGGGGCGGGCGAUGUGCCGCUAACACUAAUAGCAGCACUAGCCGAAGUGGGCUACAAGAAAACUUUACGCAAACUCCUCCUAGACCCGACUAUGACCUUCCAUCCAGAAGCCUUACUUCGUCGCUGUGAGCGUUUCGCUCAUGAGAAGAAGCUAGCUGCGCUUGAAGCGAUAGCCGAGUGCGCGCGCGAGCGACGCGGGUUCAAUGUUGAAGAUAUAUAUGAGCUGAUUUUGAGCGUUCAUCAACGCGACGACAACGUCCGCGACGCACUAUCCCUGUGGAACAAGAUGCAAGAGAACGACAUAUCACCGUCACCCAAGUUCAUAGAUAUUCUAGUCAACAUGCUCAAGGCAAACAACACGGAAAUACCGACAGAACUAUCCAUGUUGCAAGUCAAAACCAGAACCAAGGCCUCUAACAAGUAACCGGAAGUUACUGUAAUUGUGAGUAGAAAAAGAAGUUAGAGUGACUGUGUUCGUUUUAUAGCUAAAUUAUUGUGAAUUAUAACGUCCUCACUUGUCGUAUGUUUUUAUAAGCAAUGCUAAUAAAGAAAGGAAUGUAAAAUGGCGGCCCGUUCUAUGUAAAAUGAAAUCGAUACUUCUGCAAACCACGGUUGCUAGAUAAGCGAUAAAAGGGCGGUGUUAAAAGAGUGGAAUAAUUAAGCCGCUAUGAAUUCGUUUCUUUAUAGACGCGGCUUAUAACAAGUGAGCCGAAAUGUUGCAAGCGUAAAUUAUUAAGUUUAUAACUGUGAUAUUACGAUUAAAUUAUUAGUCCUAUUAAUUGUUAAUAAAAUACCAUUAUUAUUAC